Molecule: messenger RNA, 1797 nt
Organism: Thelazia callipaeda (thelaziosis nematode)
Lineage: Eukaryota; Metazoa; Nematoda; Chromadorea; Rhabditida; Thelaziidae
Source: the annotation of a GenBank genome assembly
AUGGCGUCACUGCAAGCACAUGAUGACAGUGAUGACAAUCUUUAUCCUAUUGCAAUACUUAUCGAUGAACUUCGAAAUGAAGAUGUACAAUUACGUUUAAAUAGUAUACGUAAAUUAUCAACUAUUGCAUUAGCAUUAGGUGUUGAACGAACACGUGGAGAACUUAUUCAAUUUUUAACAGAUACUAUUUAUGAUGAAGAUGAAGUGCUUCUUGCUUUAGCCGAACAGCUAGGCAAUUUUACACCUUUGGUUGGUGGUCCAGAUUAUGUUUUUUGUUUGCUUCCGCCACUAGAAAAUUUGGCCACCGUAGAGGAAACUGUUGUGCGUGACAAAGCAGUAGAAAGUUUACGGAAAGUCGCUGACAAACAUUCAAGUGCUGCCCUUGAAGAACACUUCAUUCCAAUGGUCAGACGUCUUGCAACAGGAGACUGGUUUACGUCGCGAACGUCUGCUUGCGGACUAUUUAGUGUUGCUUAUCCGCGAGUAAACCCUGCUAUCAAAGCAGAAUUAAGGAGCUUGUUUCGAACGCUGUGUCGUGAUGAUACACCGAUGGUACGAAGAGCAGCGGCUUCAAAAUUAGGAGAGUUCGCGAAAGUGUUUGAAUCCGAUUUUCUUCUCGAAGAACUUCUUCAGAUGUUCAUGGAUUUAGCUUCAGAUGAACAGGAUUCUGUACGACUGUUGGCAGUUGAAGCUUGCAUUUCAAUUGCAUCUUUAUUGACGGAAGAGCAGCGGAAAGAGCUUAUUAAGCCAGUUCUCAUCAAUUUAAUUGAAGAUAAGAGUUGGCGUGUGCGUUAUAUGGUCGCAGAAAAAUUUACUGAUAUACAAUCUGCCGUCGGCAAAGACAUAGCAGUCAACGAACUUCUUCCAGCGUUCAGUAGUCUCUUGAAAGAUAUGGAGAGUGAAGUGCGCAGUGCAGCUGCUGGAAAAAUACAAACCUUUUGCACUGCACUUCCCGCUAAUGAUCGAGAUAAAUCUAUUUUAACUCAUGUUUUACCUGUUGUCAAGGAACUUAUGACUGAUCCAAAUCAACACGUAAGGACAGCACUUGCUUCAGUAGUUAUGGGUUUAGCUCCAGUAUUAGGAAAAGAGCUUACAAUGGAACAUUUGUUGCCAAUUUAUCUCAUUCUUUUGCGUGAUGACACUGCUGAAGUACGACUAAACAUUAUUUCUUCCUUAGAUAAGGUGAAUGAAGUGAUUGGUGCUUCGCAGUUGUCGCAGUCUUUAUUACCAGCAAUUGUUGAAUUGGCUGAAGAUGGAAAAUGGCGAGUGCGCCUAGCUAUUGUUGAUUUUAUGCCGCUGCUUGCCGCUCAACUGGGGCAAGAUUUCUUCGACGAUAAAUUGCUCCCACUCUGUAUGGCAUGGUUAACCGAUCAUGUUUAUGCUAUACGUGAAGCCGCAACAAGAAUUCUGAAACAGUUAACAGAAAAGUUCGGUGCAGUUUGGGCUAUGAAUCAAGUCAUACCCAAGGUGAUAGCUCUUGCAGCUGAUACAAACUAUUUGCAUCGAAUGGCUUGUCUAUUUUGUUUCAAUACUCUUUGUGAAGUACUGGGAGCAGAUCACACAGUAAAAGAAAUUCUACCAAUUGUGCAACAGCUAAGUGAUGAUCAUGUGCCCAAUGUGAGAUUUAAUGUCGCUAAAACUCUUUUGCGUAUUGGUCGCACUGUUGAUCAAGGUGUCAUUAACAACCAGAUUAAACCACUGCUGACGAAAAUGUGUGCUGAUAGUGAAUUUGAUGUCAGAUACUUUGCUGAUGAAACGAGAAUGGGUUUGUUUCUUGUUCAGUUUUCUUCAUGUUAG